Molecule: messenger RNA, 1227 nt
Organism: Neltuma alba
Lineage: Eukaryota; Viridiplantae; Streptophyta; Magnoliopsida; Fabales; Fabaceae
Exons: 6
Coding region: 530-898 (122 amino acids)
Source: RefSeq, a predicted model, not a curated record
UUCCCUUUUCCAGUUGCCCUGGCAGCCACUCUGGACCUCUCCCUUCUUCCUUCUCGCUGUGCACUCUCCGCCUCUCACUGCCGCUCAUUCCGACAAGUAGAGCUCACUGUCGCUCAGUGGCUCAGUCCAGCAGCAACUCUUCGUCUCUCUCAGUCACUCACUCUGAUAACUCUUCGACAAAUAGAAACGCCAGGUCCACACAAAUUCCCAGUUCGAUUCCUCCUUCCUGGGUCCUACUUCCUUAUCCUUCUAAGCUCAUCAAAUCGUCACUCAGAGUGCCACCCAACACACACACACACACUCCCUCACUGGUGAUCUAAAGACAAAAUAUAGAGUGAGAGAGGAAGAAAAGGAAGACAGGGAGAAGAAGACGGAGAGGAAGAAGGAGAAGAAACCUCACUCAAAAACCUAUUAAUAAGCCAAGCAAUGGAUAUGCAACAAUCACAAGUAUCGGAUCAUUUUGCUAAGUUACCAUUGGAGGAUACAAAUGGAGACAUUAGAGCUGGGUGGUAACUUCUAAACAUUAUCCAUGAAGCUCUAUGAUGGAUUUAUGGAGAUAUUGAAGAUUCAGAAGUUCCGGAGAUUGGUGUCUUACGCUGGGUUCUACAGCUUUGUUGCAGUUCUGAGUUAUGCUUACACUGGCAAUACAACAAGGGCUGGUUAUUCCAGGGCUGAUCAAUUUUAUGCAUCUUAUCCCGCUGGAACUGAGCUUUUAACAGAUACCACUAAGUUAUACAAAGCAGCCCUGGGAAAUUGCUUUGAAGCUGAGGAGUGGGGUCCAAUUGAGUUCUGCAUAAUGGCAAAACACUUUGAGCGUCAAGGAAAUUCAGCAUACGCGUACCAUGCACAAUACACGGCACACCUCCUCUCCCUUGGGCAACUUGAUGGAAGUGGCUAGCUGGUGAGGUAGAUGUCUUGAUGACACAUGAAGAAGUUACUAGCUAGCAAGUAAAUGCAAUAGAGAAUGAGGUUCGAUUGCUUGAUAUGAGUUUUAUGCUUGAAAUGCUAGAACUUUAUAUUUUAACAAUAAAAACGAAAGAAAACACAAUGCUGUAAAUGCUGCAUGUCUUAUUUUCCUUGUUUGCUUAGCAAAUAUGUGGUUUAGUUUCCACUUCCGAAUAAUAUCUGUUGGCUCGAUAUAUUUUCAUCAUAUCAAUGCCUAAAGAUCGUUUGCCUUGGAGUGGUUAAAUGUAUCUGUUUGGCUCAAUAUUUUUGAGAUCAUAUAAA